CAGUAGUUCACAGCUGACUGAAGAUGGAGGUCCUGGGAAUUGUUGAUGUGCCCGCCUGCAGCUGGCUUCUGACUCUGUUAUUGUUUUGUUUGUCUGUUUACUUGUAUUCAAAAUAUAAGUUGAGCUUUUGGAGUAGACUUGGUGUCCCUCAUCCUAAACCAACAUUAUUCAAAGGCCUUAGCCCUUUGAUGAAAGAUGGUGUUGGAGAAUUUGACUUGAAAAUGCAUUCGACGUACGAUAAAGUUGUUGGGUACGUACUCUGCUGA
Messenger RNA from Saccostrea cuccullata (small rock oyster), 266 nucleotides. RefSeq names its product thromboxane-A synthase-like. Lineage: Eukaryota; Metazoa; Mollusca; Bivalvia; Ostreida; Ostreidae. The transcript has 3 exons. The record is from RefSeq and is a predicted model, not a curated record. Bases 24 to 266 code for a protein of 80 amino acids.